Messenger RNA from Apis mellifera (honey bee), 1249 nucleotides. RefSeq names its product torsin-1A. Lineage: Eukaryota; Metazoa; Arthropoda; Insecta; Hymenoptera; Apidae. The record is from RefSeq and is a predicted model, not a curated record. The transcript is spliced from 3 exons. The coding region runs from base 189 to 1223 and encodes 344 amino acids. Gene Ontology annotation, biological process: cellular response to misfolded protein. Gene Ontology annotation, molecular function: ATP hydrolysis activity; ATP binding.
UAUGGCAUAAUUUUUUAGAAUAUUAAUGUUUAUAUCAAAUGCAGUUUUUUAAACGGAAUACAAACAUUUUUGUAUAAAUUGGUAUCAUAAUAAAUAAUUUUUAAUAUUUUAUUUCAGCUUCGGCAAGUAAUGUUUAAAUUUUAUGAAUUACAAUUAAUUUUACACUCAAUUAACUAGUAAUAUAUAAAAUGAAUCUUGCCGGUACUUUUUCUGUGUACAUCGGUAUUUUGUUAAUUAUUUGUGAAUUUUCAUUUACAUUAAUGUUAACAUCUGGAUUUAAUAAAAUUGGUUCCAUAAUAGAAAAUAUACAAUGUAAUUUUGUGGAAUGUUGUACGAACGAAUAUAUUUUCUCUGACAUUGAUAAAUUAGAUGAAAUUUUUAAUAAAGAACUUUAUGGUCAAGAAAUGGCUCAACAUGUAAUUAUAAAUGCUUUACGUGCACAUUUAACUUCAAAUAAUCCUUCAAAAGCUUUAGUUAUGAGCUUUCAUGGUCCACCAGGAACUGGCAAAACUUAUAUAAGUCAAAUGAUUGCUAAGUUUCUUUAUAAAAAGGGUGAUCAAAGUAAAUUUUAUCAUUUUUUUAAUGGUCGUAAUGAUUUUCCUCUGCAAGAUAAAGUAAAUGAAUAUAAGGAUGAAUUAUACAAAAUUAUUAUUAAUAGUUUACAAAAAUGUGAAAGAUCAAUGUUUGUGUUUGAUGAAGUGGAUAAAAUGCCAGAAGGUUUACUGAAUGUUCUUGUACCAUUUUUGGAUUAUAAUACAUGGAUCAAAUCAUGGAGACUUGCAAGUUCUAUAAAUGCAAGGAAAGCAAUUUACAUAUUUUUAUCUAAUACAGGUAGUUCACGAAUUACGCAACGUUUAUUAACACUUUGGGAAGAAGGUAGACAGAGGCAUACAACUAAGCUUCAAGAUUUUGAAAAUUUAAUAAGUGUUGGAGCAUUUAAUGAAAGGGGUGGUUUCUACCAUAGUGAUACAAUAGAUUCUAAUGUUAUAGAUCAUUAUAUACCUUUUUUACCACUUGAAGAAGUGCAUGUGAAAAAAUGUUUAAACAAAAUUUUCAUAGAUAGAGGAAUAUAUCCUACUAAUGAGAUGAUAGAAGAAGCAUUAUCAUAUGUGAUCUUUGGACCACCUCCACAUAAUAUUUAUGCAACUACUGGCUGUAAAAGACUAGAACAAAAAGUAGGUACUAUUAUAUAUGCCAAUAAAAAGCAUAAAUUAGAACUUUAAAUAUAUAUAAAUAUUGUAUUUUUAUG